AGAGGCAGAGCGAGCGCGGGAGGUCGCCGCAGCCGGGGACACCGCGCGCCGCUGCCCAACAUGGUCGCUGCGCACGCUGCCCAUUCUUCCUCUUCAGCCGAGUGGAUCGCCUGCCUGGAUAAAAGACCAUUGGAACGAUCCAGUGAAGAUGUGGAUAUAAUAUUCACAAGGCUGAAAGAAGUUAAAGCUUUCGAGAAAUUUCACCCAAAUCUCCUUCAUCAGAUUUGUUUAUGUGGUUAUUACGAGAAUCUGGAAAAAGGAAUAACAUUAUUUCGCCAGGGUGAUAUUGGAACAAACUGGUAUGCUGUCCUGGCAGGGUCUUUGGAUGUUAAAGUGUCUGAGACCAGCAGUCACCAGGAUGCAGUGACCAUCUGUACUCUGGGAAUUGGGACAGCCUUCGGAGAGUCCAUUCUGGACAACACACCCCGCCAUGCGACCAUCGUUACUAGGGAGAGCAGUGAACUGCUCCGCAUCGAGCAGAAGGACUUCAAGGCUCUAUGGGAGAAAUAUCGACAGUACAUGGCAGGACUUCUGGCUCCUCCUUAUGGUGUUAUGGAAACGGGCUCUAACAAUGACAGGAUUCCUGACAAGGAGAACACACCUCUCAUUGAACCUCACGUUCCUCUUCGUCCUGCUAACACCAUUAGCAAGGUCCCUUCAGAGAAGAUCCUCAGGGCUGGAAAAAUUUUACGAAAUGCCAUUCUUUCUCGAGCACCUCACAUGAUAAGAGAUAGAAAAUACCACCUAAAGACAUACAGGCAAUGCUGUGUGGGAACCGAGCUGGUGGACUGGAUGCUGCAGCAGACUUCAUGCGUUCACUCCCGAACUCAGGCUGUUGGCAUGUGGCAGGUGCUGGUGGAGGACAGCGUUCUCAACCACGUGGACCAGGAGCACCAUUUCCAAGACAAAUAUUUAUUUUAUCGAUUUCUGGAUGACGAGCACGAGGAUGCCCCUUUGCCUACUGAGGAGGAGAAGAAGGAGUGCGAUGAGGAGCUGCAGGACACCAUGCUGCUGCUGUCGCAGAUGGGCCCGGACGCCCACAUGAGGAUGAUCCUCCGCAAGCCACCUGGCCAGAGGACCGUGGAUGACCUAGAGAUUAUCUAUGAAGAGCUCAUUCACAUUAAGGCCUUAUCUCAUCUUUCUACCACAGUGAAACGGGAGUUAGCAGGUGUUCUCAUUUUUGAGUCUCAUGCCAAAGGAGGAACUGUGUUGUUUAACCAGGGGGAAGAAGGCACCUCCUGGUACAUUAUUCUAAAAGGAUCAGUGAAUGUAGUCAUUUAUGGCAAGGGUGUGGUCUGUACCCUGCAUGAGGGGGAUGACUUUGGCAAGUUAGCGCUAGUGAAUGAUGCCCCAAGAGCUGCUUCUAUCGUCUUGAGAGAAGAUAAUUGCCACUUCUUAAGAGUAGACAAGGAGGAUUUCAACCGGAUCCUGAGGGACGUUGAGGCGAAUACAGUCAGACUUAAAGAACAUGACCAAGAUGUCUUGGUGCUGGAGAAGGUCCCAGCAGGGAACAGGGCUUCUAAUCAAGGAAACUCACAGCCUCAGCAAAAGUAUACUGUGAUGUCAGGAACACCUGAAAAAAUUUUAGAGCAUUUUCUAGAAACAAUACGCCUUGAGCCAGCUUUAAAUGAAGCAACAGAUUCUGUUUUAAAUGACUUUGUUAUGAUGCACUGUGUUUUUAUGCCAAAUACCCAGCUUUGCCCAGCCCUGGUGGCCCAUUACCACGCGCAGGCUUCACAAGGUACAGAGCAGGAGAAAAUGGAUUACGCCCUCAACAAUAAGAGGCGAGUCAUCCGCCUGGUGUUGCAGUGGACCGCCGUGUAUGGAGACGCCCUACAGGAGGAUGACGUGGCCGUGGCUUUCCUUGAGGAGUUUUAUGUGUCUGUAUCAGAUGAUGCCCGGAUGAUUGCUGCCCUCAAGGACCAACUGCCCGAGUUAGAGAAGAUUGUCAAGCAAAUUUCAGAAGAUGCAAAGGCUCCGCAAAAGAAGCACAAAGUUCUUUUGCAACAGUUCAAUACAGGCGAUGAGAGAGCCCAAAAGCGCCAGCCUAUCCGCGGCUCGGAUGAAGUUCUGUUUAAAGUCUACUGCAUGGACCACACCUACACAACCAUUCGGGUGCCGGUGGCCGCCUCGGUGAAGGAAGUCAUCAGCGCAGUUGCUGACAAACUGGGCUCUGGGGAAGGCCUGAUCAUCGUCAAGAUGAGCUCUGGAGGAGAAAAGGUGGUGCUCAAACCUAAUGAUGUUUCAGUAUUUACGACGCUCACCAUUAAUGGACGCCUAUUUGCUUGCCCGCGAGAGCAAUUCGAUUCACUGACUCCCUUGCCAGAGCAGGAAGGCCCAACUGUCGGAACAGUGGGAACCUUUGAACUGAUGAGCUCCAAAGAUUUAGCGUACCAGAUGACAAUUUAUGAUUGGGAACUCUUCAACUGUGUGCAUGAGCUGGAGCUAAUCUAUCACACAUUUGGAAGGCAUAAUUUUAAAAAGACCACAGCAAACUUGGAUUUGUUCCUGAGGAGAUUUAAUGAAAUUCAGUUUUGGGUCGUCACUGAGAUUUGCCUUUGUUCCCAGCCCAGCAAGCGUGUUCAGCUCUUAAAAAAAUUUAUUAAGAUAGCAGCCCACUGUAAGGAGUACAAAAAUCUGAAUUCCUUUUUUGCCAUCGUCAUGGGACUAAGUAAUGUUGCUGUGAGCCGCUUGGCGCUCACAUGGGAGAAACUGCCAAGCAAGUUCAAGAAGUUCUAUGCGGAGUUUGAAAGUUUAAUGGAUCCUUCUAGAAACCACAGAGCCUACAGGCUGACAGUAGCUAAGCUGGAGCCUCCUCUCAUCCCCUUCAUGCCUUUGCUCAUUAAAGAUAUGACAUUUACUCAUGAGGGGAACAAGACGUUCAUUGACAAUCUAGUAAACUUCGAAAAAAUGCGCAUGAUUGCAAAUACUGCCAGAACAGUGAGAUACUGCAGAAGCCAAGCCUUCAAUCCUGAUGCAGCUCAAGCUAAUAAGAACCAUCAGGAUGUCCGGAGUUAUGUACGGCAAUUAAAUGUGAUUGACAACCAGAGAACUUUAUCACAGAUGUCACACAGAUUAGAGCCUCGUCGACCAUAGACAUUUAAAGUGCCCAGAACAAUGGUUUGCCUCCAGUCCACAGUUUUUAAAAAAUGCCAUUUACGCUACUACUGACUGUCUUGUCACUAGAAAAUUCUACAAAACAAGCAGAAACGCACCCUGAGACAUCUCAGGGCCACAGUUUACCAGCGUCCUGACAAGAGAAGAAAUUCUUUGACUUGCAUAAAGCCUUCACACUCUAGCUUAGGACUCCCCAAUUUGUAGUCAUCCUAUUUUAUUUCCAAUUGUGCUAUCCUCUUUGCUGAAACAUAAAUUAAGUCCCACAUGAAGAAUUUGGUAGAAAUACCAUUGUCAAGAGACAUAGCAAGCCCCUGACGGUUUUUCUCAGAGAGUUGGCAGGGGGAGAUAUGCUACAUACAGGGUUUACUUGGCUACAUCCGUGGUGGUCUAGUUUCACAGUUUUUAUCUCAACACCUUGAUUUGGAGCAGGGGGUUCUUGGAAGGUGGUGAGGAAUCAUGUAAAUCCAAAUCAUAAGCUGUAUUCUAGCAUCUUCAUAGUCUUACCUCUGAAGGAAUUAAACCCCACCACAUUACUAUAAAACAUUAUGGCUAUUUAUGUAAUUUAGGGAGGACUGGUCUGUAAUUUCUGAAUGAUAUAUAGAAUAAUAUUUCUGUUUACAGUGUAACUUUUUUAAACUUACAAAUCAGGAUUACAUACAUAAGAAUUCCACUAAGAAACUCCAAAGUUCUAAAAAUUGCCAGCGUUAAGAUAAAAAAAAAAAAAAAAGAACAUUU
Molecule: messenger RNA, 3852 nt
Organism: Neomonachus schauinslandi (Hawaiian monk seal)
Lineage: Eukaryota; Metazoa; Chordata; Mammalia; Carnivora; Phocidae
Gene: RAPGEF4
Product: Rap guanine nucleotide exchange factor 4
Exons: 31
Coding region: 61-3096 (1011 amino acids)
Biological process (GO): Ras protein signal transduction; positive regulation of GTPase activity
Cellular component (GO): plasma membrane
Molecular function (GO): guanyl-nucleotide exchange factor activity
Source: RefSeq, a predicted model, not a curated record